Molecule: messenger RNA, 451 nt
Organism: Theileria parva strain Muguga
Lineage: Eukaryota; Apicomplexa; Aconoidasida; Piroplasmida; Theileriidae
Product: tRNA intron endonuclease catalytic domain protein
Exons: 4
Coding region: 89-379 (96 amino acids)
Biological process (GO): tRNA splicing, via endonucleolytic cleavage and ligation; tRNA-type intron splice site recognition and cleavage
Molecular function (GO): tRNA-intron lyase activity; nucleic acid binding
Source: RefSeq, a predicted model, not a curated record
AAAAUUAAUUUUUUCAAAAAUUUACAUUCAAAUUAACUAAUUUAAUGACAACGUGGAAGGUUGCGUAGGAAAUUAAAAUAAUAAUAUUAUGUGCCAAGAUAAUAGCUUGUUAUACAAUGACUUGGUAAAAAAAGGACUAAUCGUGAAGGAUGGAAUGAAUUAUGGAGCAACAUUCAGUAUAUACGAAGAGGACCCUGAACACUUCCACGGACAUGGCUUAGUGUUCAUUAAGCAUUCUGAUGAGGAACUUAAGAUUAGUUCGAUAGUUAGGUGGAAUAGAAUCUCCACAUUUGCAAAUAAAAAGACGAUUAUAGCAUUCAUCGAUUGUUCGAAACAGACUAUAAAAUAUGCUUAUUUGGAACGUUAUAAGCUUAAAUGAUCCUAAUUUGGCAUUGGUCGCCAUGGAAUCACACACCCCCUUAUAUUUGAAAAUUUUAAUAAUAAUUUCCUG